Haemonchus placei is the source of this 444-nucleotide messenger RNA. The record is from the annotation of a GenBank genome assembly. Lineage: Eukaryota; Metazoa; Nematoda; Chromadorea; Rhabditida; Trichostrongylidae.
AUGAUUGCUGUUAUGAUGGUUUCUUGUGCAAGCGGAUUCUAUAUGUUGAUAGCUGCCACGCGAAAAGCCACCAUAGAAAAUUUAGAAAUUAUAAUGGAGUUCAAUGAUACGUCGGAUGUAACAGUGACAAAUUCAACAAGUACAUCGGAGCUCGAAAAAUACACGAAAGGCGCACUUGAUGGAACAAAAUUCAUGACACAGCAGACAAGCCCGUCUGGCAAGGCAUUAGAAACGUCAAGUAAAACGGCUUACCCUACGAUAUCUGAAGGUUCUGUGAGUGAGCAACAUUCAACAAAUGUUUCGACCGAAGAUGGUGUAUCGCCAGAACUUCUAUCAUUGCUAGAGAAUUCAAGCAACGUGCUCACGAUUGGAUCGAGCAGAUUUCCGAAUGUACCGACCAAAACAAACGAUACCACAGACGAAGGCUAUCAGGCUGAAGGAUAA